UUUUCCCUAAAGGGUGGCUUGCUUUUACUUUGUUUUUGUUAAUUUAGAGUGUGAGAGAGAUCAUGGUUGAAGAAGUUGAGGAGAUCAAUUCUAAUUCAAAGACAAAGGGUUUAGUUUACUGGACGGGUUUGGUGCCCCAUGGUGGCAUUCGCAAUGCGAUUCCAAACCAACAAGGGAGGAUGACUGGUCCUACAAGACGAUCAAGAAAAUGGACAGGGGAGGAGGACAAAAUAUUAGCUGAUGCAGUCAAAAGGUACAAUAGCAAAAAUUGGAAGAAGAUCGCGGAAUGUGUUCCUGAUAGAACAGAUGUUCAGUGUCUGCAUCGAUGGCAGAAGGUUCUUGACCCUAAACUUGUUAAAGGACCCUGGAAAAAAGAGGAAGAUGAUCUCAUUCGAGAGCUUGUUGAAAUACAUGGAAACAAAAAAUGGUCUCAAAUAGCAAAACACUUGCCAGGCCGCAUAGGCAAGCAAUGCCGAGAAAGGUGGCACAACCAUUUAAAUCCAGAUAUUAAUAGAACUCCAUGGACGAAAGAGGAGGAGGCAGUUCUCAUCAAAGCCCAUGAAGCAUAUGGGAAUAAGUGGGCUGAGAUCGCAAAGCUUCUGCAUGGAAGGACUGAAAAUUCAAUAAAAAAUCAUUGGAACUGCUCAGUGAGGAAGAGAAUAGAAUCAUAUCCAGCUCUUGGUUUGGACUUCUAUAGUUACAAGACAAAAGCAGACGGCAAGAAGCUUGAGGUGGGCAAGCAAAGAAAUGAUCGGGGUGUGAACUUGUGCUCAAACGUGGAACCUUGUUCACUGGAUUUGGUUCUUGGAAAUGUUGGUAGAAGGGAGGACCAACUGACGGUGUCAGAUAAUGAAAUUUGUAAAGAGUGGAACGAUUCAGCAAAGUCCACAGGUAGAACUAUAGGUACUAAAGCUACUGAUACAUGUGGUCUGUCCAGCCAAGAUUGCAGAGAAAGUGCCAGUAGUGCAUACACAUCUGAGUCAACAGACCAUUCCUCUGUUAACCAGCCUGGGAAAAUCUGUGAUAUUUCUUUCGGUAAUCUCAUGAGGUCUCCAUAUUCACAGGAAAGGACUCAUGAGACUACAAAUACUAUCAAUUCAUUGCAUUCUGAAGCACUUUCUCCGUCUUUGGAUCUCUCUUUGAGUACUCCAUUCAGUGCACAUGGUUAUGAUGAAACAUGGGAUGAACAUGAGAAAAAUAGAGGGGCAGGAGGGCCUAACACUACGGAUAAAUUACAUCGUGGCUUGUGCUUCGAGUCACUCCAGCAAAAGGAUUUGAAUGUCUUCCUGGAAACCGGUAGUUUUCCCAGUUCAGAUUGCUACAUCCGCACAGUAGGAGGUCCAGGUUCCUUCUCCACUCCUAUAAGCCGCAAUAGAGUGUCUCCUAACUGUAGCAGUCCAGAAUCCAGAUUGAGAAGCAAAGCACGGAGUUUCAAAAGCAUGCCAUCGAUUAUAAGGAAGAGAAGUUCUAUUACUUUGAGACAAGCUGGCUCAUCUGACAAAGGUGAUUAUGGCCUCCGGUCGCUAGGUUCGUGCUCAUCUGACAAAGAUGAUGAUGAUGAUGAUGUGGAUCUAUUAAACAAGAAGCAGCUUUUCCUUUCUCCUCCGAAAUCCAAGAAGCUUGAAACUUUAGAAGACAUGAAGUCUGUCGAAAAACGCCUGGAAUACGCUUUUAACAUAGAAGGUUAAUACAACAACAGGACUAGGCCAGUUCCACCAUACCUACCAUACCUAUAUCUACAUCAUCUGAUAGUUCUUCUCCUGCUAAUUUUAAUUAAGAGAAGUUCUAGCUCAUUGAUGUGAAUUAGACUGAUCAGGAUCUACAGUGGAUGCACAUUGGCAUUGCUUUAAUCUUUUCAGGGUCUCAGGAGUGCUGAAUUAGCCCAUCUAUCUUUUGUUUUGCCAAAGAGGGCAACUUUACGUCCUAGCUCUCCUAGUUUGCAGUGAACUAGUGUCAAUUAACUCAUUGGCAACUUUUAUUAUCAGCAGCGAACGGCUUUAGUGGUAGAAGGUUGUCGAUAAAUUUGACUGACUUCAUCAUUCCACGUAGAGUGAAAAACCAUUUAGGAAAAGUAUAUGGUGUUUAUGGUGAAAGCAUUGAUUUUUUUUUUUUACUGUUAUAGAG
Populus euphratica (Euphrates poplar) is the source of this 2124-nucleotide messenger RNA. It is a transcript of the gene MYB3R2, whose product is annotated as myb domain protein 3r2. Lineage: Eukaryota; Viridiplantae; Streptophyta; Magnoliopsida; Malpighiales; Salicaceae. Gene Ontology annotation, cellular component: nucleus. The record is from RefSeq and is a predicted model, not a curated record. Gene Ontology annotation, biological process: regulation of DNA-templated transcription. Bases 63 to 1688 code for a protein of 541 amino acids. The transcript is spliced from 9 exons. Gene Ontology annotation, molecular function: RNA polymerase II cis-regulatory region sequence-specific DNA binding; DNA-binding transcription factor activity, RNA polymerase II-specific.